Racocetra persica is the source of this 1090-nucleotide messenger RNA. The record is from the annotation of a GenBank genome assembly. Lineage: Eukaryota; Fungi; Glomeromycota; Glomeromycetes; Diversisporales; Gigasporaceae.
GAUAAAGAACCUUAUUCUCCAAAAUCUAUUUAUAAUUGUUAUUGUGCGAUUGCUCGUUAUUUGAAAGACAAUUCAUUAAUGCAUCCACGUCCUAACUUGUUUGAUGAAACUUGUUAUGGUAAAUUAAUAAAAUCAUUAGAUGGUAAAAUCAAAAAGACUCAAGAUCUUAAUCCUCGAUCUGCAGAUAAAUCUGAUUCACUUUCAUUUGAAGAAGUUUGUCAUAUUUUAAAUCAUGAUGAAUUGCGUGAUGAUUCUCCUCAAGCUUUAACUAAAAGGGUUUACUUUUGGCUUUGCUUACUCUGUGGAUUUUGUGGCGGGGUUACAAGUAAUCAUUCUAUGAGAAAAAAUAAUGCCGGGGGCAUUAAAAAUCUUGAUAAUGCAGGACGUAAAUGUGAAAUUUUACCUGAUCAAGAUGGCAAAUUUACUCCUGUCACAGAUAUUCUUUAUUACAUUAAUAAACAUCCUUCUGGUUUUAUUACACAAGAAUUUUUUUUACGAAUAGCUUGCAAAAAAGACAAUUUGCGUGGUAUUUGGUUUGUUGAUAAUUCUCUUGGACAGCACUUUCAUGAAAAUAUGAUUCAUGAAAUUUGUAAAAUCACAGGAAUAUCAAUGCACUUAAGGAAAAUCACAAACCAUUCAUUACGCCGUACUGCUAUUCAGAUUCUUACUGAAUUAAAUAUUGCUAUCGAUCGUAUAAUGCCUUUUUCAGAACAUUGUACUCUUAAUAGUGUAAUGUCUUACCAAACUUUUAUGCCACAAGUAAUGUAUAAUACAGUGUCUUUAAUUAUUCCAGAUUGCAAUUCUUCUGAAUUCAACAAUAAUAAUAAGAAUGAAGAUCACAAUAAAGAAUAUUCUGGUAAUCAAAAAGAAAAUCACGAUAAAGAUUAUGGUAAUAAGGAAGAAAUUUACAAUGAUGGCAAUAAAAAUGAAGAUACAAAUAAAAAAACUCCAUUACCAUCAAAUGUAGAAUUGAAUUCUCAUAAUUCUAAAAAAAAGCACAAGGUUCUCAAAACUCCACACAACUGGUCUAAACUUUUUAAAAUUCUAUAUCGCACUUCCUCAAAACAAACAAGCCCCGCAUUACAAGAAA